AUGUCUGACAAUACCGGCAAUGCUUCCACUGGUCAGUCCUACCUUGACCAAGCCACUGGUCUCGCUCAGCGUGCCAUGGGUGCUGUGACCGGCGAUUCCUCCACUCAGGCCAAGGGUGAACUUAAGCGCGAGGAAGGCAAAGCUGAAAAUGAAGCUUCCCACACCACCGCCAAGUUGGGCCCCUUCACCGCCGACCCCAACACUGGAGCCGUUGCCAAAGAUGAUCCCAAGCGCGACACUGGAUCUUGGGACCAGACCAUCGGCUCUGCCAAGGAGUCCGUCGGCAACAUGAUCGGAAACGAGAACCUGCGCCGCACUGGAGCGGAGCAAAACGCCGCGGGUAAGGAGCAAGAGGCCAAGGGCCAACUCAAGGACUGGGGUGAGGGCAUUCAGAACCGCGCCCAGGGUACCCUUGGUUCCAUUGGUGCCGCUGUCACUGGUAACCGCACUGAGGAGGAGAAGUACCGUGAUAUCCAUGAUGAGGGCAAGGUCCGCCAGCGGGGUGCUGAGGCCGACAUGGCCAAGAAGGGCGGUGUUUAA
Penicillium coprophilum is the source of this 540-nucleotide messenger RNA. RefSeq lists its product as uncharacterized. The transcript is spliced from 2 exons. The coding region runs from base 1 to 540 and encodes 179 amino acids. NCBI's taxonomy places the organism in Eukaryota, Fungi, Ascomycota, Eurotiomycetes, Eurotiales, Aspergillaceae. The record is from RefSeq and is a predicted model, not a curated record.